Molecule: messenger RNA, 1110 nt
Organism: Parnassius mnemosyne (clouded apollo)
Lineage: Eukaryota; Metazoa; Arthropoda; Insecta; Lepidoptera; Papilionidae
Source: the annotation of a GenBank genome assembly
AUGGUUAUCCCUAAAGCAAAAGUACCGGAUGUUCUACAGCUGUACCAUAAUAGUUGUUCAGGAGGCCAUCUGGGAGUUAAUCGAACUCUACUGAAAAUCCGAGAACGAUUUCACUGGGUCCACUGUCAUGACGAUGUCGAGGACUGGUGUCGCAAAUGUACAAGUUGUGCGGCUGUCAAGGGACCUCAGACUCGUAUUAGAGGUGCAUUUAAAUUAUACAAUGUUGGUGCACCAAGGGAGAGGAUAGCCCUUGACGUUGCGGGGCUGUUUCCGGUAAUUAAAAGUGGUAACAAAUAUUUCAUGGUUGAGAUGGAUUACUUCACUAAGUGGCCAGAAGUUUUCGCCUUUCCAAAUCAAGAAACUUCAACAGUUGCAGAUAAACUAGUUCAUGAAGUCUUCUGUCGUUUUGGAGUACCUUUAGAGAUUCACAGCGAUCAAGGAAGGAAUUUUGAGUCUCAAAUAUUCCAGGAAGCUUGUCGACUCAUGGGUACUCAUAAAACAAGAACAACUUCUUACCACCCACAAUCUGAUGGAAUGGUAGAACGAUUUAAUCACACAUUGGAGAGGUACCUAGCAAGAGUUGUGGAAAAUCGGCAACGAGACUGGGAUAAGCACAUACAACCGCUUUUGUUGUUAUAUCGAAGCGCUGUUCACGAAAGUACAUCAGUGACACCAACUUUCGCAAACUUUGGAAGAGAAUUACGGCUGCCUGCAGACAUGAUCACCGGAAUACCACCUGAUGCCCCACGCAAUAUUACCGCUUAUACAAAUGAAUUGUGGAACAAAAUGAAUGACAUUUAUGAGCACGUCAGACAAUCUUGCCAGCAAAUGUCUGAAAAGAUGAAAACCCGGUAUGACCGCAUAAUGAACAACAAAGGGUUCGACGAAGUUCGCAGCAAAGGGAAAUCUCCUAAGCUUCAAGCUAAAUGGGACGGACCGUACCGGAUUGUGACAAGGAUCAAUGACGUAACCUACUGGAUACAGAAAGAUGCAAGAGGUACUCCUAAGAUUGUCCAUGUGGAUCGACUGGCGCACUAUUAUGGGGCUGAUAAUGCUCGGGACGAGCAUUUCUUAGGCCGUAUUCAGUGCUCUCCUGACGGUCAGGACUGA